AUGUCAUCAGACGUAUCAUCGUCGGACGACGAUGAUGAUGAGGAUGACGAUGAUACCUCAUCGGGUUCCGACUCUGACUCAUCUUCCUCUUCUUCUACAACUUCAUCCUCAUCUACAUCGGCAGCGCCUUCUUCUGUCGAGCUAGACAGUGAUGCCGAACUGAAUGCUUCAUUUGCUGCAGUCCACUUUGACGAGACCAAUUCCGCCCCGAGUAGCCCGCCUGGACCUGGUAUUCAAGAAGAACUCGAAUUUCCGGCGAUCAAGUUUACGCAGGUGGAGCGGGCCUGGCAUUCCUCGAGAGACCGAGAGCGCGUCAUUCAAAUGAUCCGCAAUGAGCUAACGAAUACCAGAACAUUCUUCCCCCGAAUCCGGGAACUGAUUCGUUUACGUCUUUGUCAGGAACACCACCUUGAUGACCCACUAGAGAUGCUCAAGGAAUGGCGGUUUUCGAUAGGCUUGGCUUCACCAUGGAGCGUCCGAAGCGAGUUCGACGAGGUUCUGGGCCUUUUUGUUGACCAGCAUCCGCAACUCGUCAAAGCCGAUUUUGACGAAAAUUUGCAUCAGGCCUUUGUUGAUAACUUUGAAGCAGAGCUGAAGCUUCAUUUGCAAAUUGAACGGACCGCACAUGGGAACGGCAGCAGCUCUUCCAGUACCUUAGUCGAAGAGCCAAUAACGAGACCGGCAAUCCAUAUCAAUGGAGUGCCGAAAGUCAAUGGCGUUGACCAUGAUCCAGAUGAUGGAUACCCUGGCCCUCCUAGUGAGGAGGAGACUGACGAAGAGGAGGAAGAAGAUCCGCGCCGGAAGGCAACCGUCCAAUAUGUUCCAACUUAUGUUGGCUAUCGGCGCCCAAUAGCCCGUCGACGUCCCGAUCGCCACUUCAUGGUGCAACAAAGGCAAUCAGGGUCUGAAGAGGAUGAAGACGAGGAUGAGGAAAAUGACGAGGAAACCUCUUCGCUCAGCGAUGAGGAGAUGGUCGAAGACCCAGGGCCGGUACCCGAAGAAACUGUUCCCCAUUUUGUCGCUCCCACCGACGCCAUGGAUUAUAUCGAAGAUCCAUGU
Messenger RNA from Mesorhabditis spiculigera, 1059 nucleotides. Lineage: Eukaryota; Metazoa; Nematoda; Chromadorea; Rhabditida; Rhabditidae. The record is from the annotation of a GenBank genome assembly.